Aedes albopictus (Asian tiger mosquito) is the source of this 716-nucleotide messenger RNA. RefSeq lists its product as uncharacterized. Lineage: Eukaryota; Metazoa; Arthropoda; Insecta; Diptera; Culicidae. The transcript has 2 exons. The coding region runs from base 49 to 648 and encodes 199 amino acids. The record is from RefSeq and is a predicted model, not a curated record.
UGUUGUUCGUACUCAGAACUAUUUUUGAAAUUCUUCCGUUUGAUUCAUAUGGACAAAACAGUUACUGUGCAGCGAAGCUCCGCUGAUAAUAUUCCCAACAUUCCAUCAUUCUGCGAGCAUUACGAGCCGCUUCUGGUUGAAGAGAUAGCACUUGUUCGACACCCCACCUUGGUUCACCAUGGCAAAUGUGCCCUCAUCGGAUACCUACCGGAGCGAAGCAACGGGCUGGAAUCGCUGACGAUACCCAGUUUACCCGAAAACAUGCAGCUCCCUGACGCCACGUGCAGUGUGCAGUUAAACUUCGACAACUAUCGAGGCUCAAUUCCUCGCAACUGCACCGUUCGAGUCUACGGAACGAUGACCUUGCAGGGCCCCAGCGAUUCUGCGCUGAACAAUUCACGAGAAUUGAUUUGCCACUUGGAGGAUCUGAAGCACGACUUGGAACAACGGAGGUUGAGUUCCGACGAAAGGGGCAUAAUUUUGGAGAAGGAGAGGGAAUCUAUGGGGGAAACCUAUCAUCCGGUGUUGGAUGUACAUGGCUGUGAACGGGUGAGUAGAGCCAGGGAACUGAUCGGUUGUAAUUUGAGACUGAAACGCAUCAAUAGGCGGUUGACAUCAAGAAUCAGGGACAUCGAGAACGGAAUUUAGGAAAUUUCGGAAUUAUUUAUUGUAUUGUUGUAAUCCUGGUUGUAAUAGAAAUAGACAAUUAUCACUAA